AUGGAUUUCUCGCAUGUGAAUGGUAGAACCACAAAGGAUAACAACAAUACCUCCGUAAUGUCUAUAAAUCAAUUAUGUAAUACAGACACUGAUUAUCCUGACGAAAUAAAAGAAGCUGCUGCUGUCUUAGAAACAAUGAAACAAAAACCUGUCGUCACAUCAAGUAUAGAAUCAACAGAAUCAACGGAAUCAACAACAACAGAUUCCUCUUCACCUCCUUCACCUCUUGAACCAUCACAAAUAUCAUCUACCCAACCAACAGACGGUAGUUUCAUGUCUAGAAUAAACAAUAUAGGUCUUGUGCGAAAAACAAUGAAUGCUUACGAACAAGGCAAAGCAAAUUCACCUUUUAUAAAAUACACAACAGAAAUGGUCGAAUCUUCAGUAUCACUGAUAUCUAAACCUGUCAUCGAUAAAAUACCACAAUUAGCUCAGUUGGAUCAAUAUGCUUGUAAAGGGGAAUCGCGUAAAAGAAGAGCGAGAGGUGAUAGUAGUAGUGACCAUCCACGUAGUUCAUCGCCGUCUUAUCGUUCUCAAAGAAAUCAUCGAUCGUCUCAUAAUACUACAACUAUAACACGUAGUAGAUGGCAACAAAUGUUAGUGGGGGCUGCUGCUAGUGCUAGCGCGGCUGGUGCCGCUGUUAGCGAGGAAUCAAUGAAAAGUUUAAAAUACUGUUUACAAUGGUUACGAGUACCACUUAUACCUUCGUCAGCAGCUUCUGCCACUCUUUCUUCAAUUAAAAAAGAAGUCGUGGAUACUCUUCGUAGGGUUAUCGAAGUCGUGUCAAAAUAUGCAAGUGUAUGUCUGCCGGACCAUGCAAAAAUGAAUGUACGGUUUUUCAUACUAGAAUUACCAACAAGAUGGGCAUACAUGAAUCACAAUGAUCAUUCUGCCUCACCAUCACCAAUGUCCUCUCCACAAUUAGCUCCCGCCAAUUCACAUCCAAUAAACCAAACUACCGAUUAUGCUCGUAGACUUUUAAGUUUAGCCUCUGAAAGUCGUGACAUGCUUAAUAGCGUGGCUGGAAUUUUUAGCGAAACUGUUGUUAAGGCUGAAAGUUGGGUUGGGAAAUUAAGAUAUGUUGGUAUGACAGGCGGUGGUGCUAAUGCAAUGGGUCAAAUCCAUUUUGAUGAUUCAUCAGAAUCAGAGGUUGAAAAUAUGAGAAUGGAAAUGGAUCAAAGACAAAGUCGUGCUUUCAAAGCUCAAUCACAUUCUAAAAGAAAAAAGGUUAGCGCCAAGAAUGAUGAUGAUAGAAUGGUGGAGAUAUGA
Molecule: messenger RNA, 1269 nt
Organism: Entrophospora candida
Lineage: Eukaryota; Fungi; Glomeromycota; Glomeromycetes; Entrophosporales; Entrophosporaceae
Source: the annotation of a GenBank genome assembly